GCAGCUGUGGGCAUCCCAAAAGACUCUGCCCUAGGGUGUCUUCUAGAGAACUGCACACAGUUUAAAUUGGGCAAUUUAAAGAGAAAGAAAUUAACAUUGUACUGCAACGAAACUCUUGAUUUGUUUUGUAAACAGGAGAGUAAAUGGGAGGAAAUACCUUAUGUAAUGAUCUUUAUGGCACUAUAUCAACACCCAAAAUUAAAGGAAAAUUGUAGAAUGUGA
Mustela erminea (ermine) is the source of this 222-nucleotide messenger RNA. Its product is annotated as natural cytotoxicity triggering receptor 3 ligand 1-like. The transcript has 2 exons. The record is from RefSeq and is a predicted model, not a curated record. The annotation marks the transcript as partial. NCBI's taxonomy places the organism in Eukaryota, Metazoa, Chordata, Mammalia, Carnivora, Mustelidae.